AUGCGAGCUCCGAUCUCCGGACUGCUAUCUAGAUCCAUCGCUCUCCUCCACGUCACUCGUCCUCUAAUCUCCGCCACUCGUCCCCUAUGCGCCGUCGCGUCUCCCGAAGCUAGGACGAAGAAGCUCGAGCGAAUCGCCGACGACUUGCUCAAACUCAACAGGAUCGAGCUCUACGACUACUCGAUCCUCUUCAGCCACAAACUCGGCCUCAAUCGCUACGGUUCCGCCGUUUCCUCCCCCGCCGGAGAUCUCCCCGCCGACGGAUCCGCCUCUGGUGAGACGAAAGCCGCGGAGAAGACGGCGUUCGAUGUGAAGCUGGAGAAGUUCGAAGCGGCGUCGAAGAUUAAAGUGAUUAAGGAGAUAAGAGCGUUCACGGAGCUGGGGCUGAAAGAAGCUAAGGAGCUUGUUGAGAAAGCUCCUGUGGUUGUCAAGACUGGUCUUACUAAGGAAGAUGCUGAGAAGAUUAUGGAGAAGCUUAAAGCGGUUGGUGCUACUGUUGCUUUGGAAUAG
Molecule: messenger RNA, 510 nt
Organism: Eruca vesicaria subsp. sativa (arugula)
Lineage: Eukaryota; Viridiplantae; Streptophyta; Magnoliopsida; Brassicales; Brassicaceae
Source: the annotation of a GenBank genome assembly